Molecule: messenger RNA, 3011 nt
Organism: Rhipicephalus microplus (southern cattle tick)
Lineage: Eukaryota; Metazoa; Arthropoda; Arachnida; Ixodida; Ixodidae
Gene: Nup54
Product: nuclear pore complex protein Nup54
Biological process (GO): nuclear pore organization; NLS-bearing protein import into nucleus; protein localization to nuclear inner membrane
Cellular component (GO): nuclear pore central transport channel; nuclear pore
Molecular function (GO): structural constituent of nuclear pore
Source: RefSeq, a predicted model, not a curated record
GCUUCGCUUGUCGAUGGCGGCUGUGCGCGUUCUCGUGAAAACUGUUACGGCGCGUCUGUAACGACUACUGGUGCGAAAAGUGUAAAUUUGGCUUCGUUGUUUGUUAGGCGCAUCGCCGAGUCCUUGUGAGUGCAUAGGAAUGUUCGGCACUCCUGCGAAACCAACGGGCUUCACCGGAUUUGGCACACCUACGACUACUGCAGCAACAUUCGGGACCGGCACGCCCGGGGUUGGCUUUGGUGCAACACCGGCAGCAGGGAGCACACCUGCAGCCAGUGGGUUCAACAUGACGUUCGGACAGCCUGCGACUACAGCCACACCUGGCACGGGGCUAACAUUUGGCCAACCUGCUGCGCCCGCCGGCACAGCGGCUACGACAACUACGGCAUUUUCAUUUGGCCAGCCGGUUGCCGGUACUGGGUUUGGAUUCGGCGCUCAACCAAGCACAGCAGCACCGACGUUUAAUUUUGGCGGCACCACAACGACUACAACAGCUCCAACAUUCUCAUUUGGGGCUGCGACAACAACGGCUGGUAGCACUGGCUUUCAGUUUGGAGGGUUUGGUGCUAACACGACCACAACGCAAAGCAACCCCUUUGGAAGCACUUCGCUAGUUUCGACAGGAUUCGGCACCAGUGCGGUUCCCUCGUUUGGCGGUGCUGCCCCUGCGGCCGGUACCACGGCGGCAGCUGCCAGCAACCUCACCAACUUGGCAACAGCAUUGUCGCUGCCCACUGUGUUCAACGAUGAGCGGGACAACAUUUUGGCCAAGUGGAAUCAGCUACAGGCAUUCUGGGGCACCGGCAAGGGUUUCUUCUCUGCAACAGCACCUCCGGUGGUAUUCACUACCGAGAACCCCUUCUGCCGAUUCAAGGCUAUCGGCUAUAGCCGGCUGCCGCAAGCCAAGCCAGAGGAUGGCCUGCUAGCACUACUGUUUGAGAAGAAGCUGGAAGAUGUGCAACCAAUGCAGGCGCAGCUGGUGGAGGGCCUUCAGCGCGCAUUGGGCAACAAACCAAACGUCGCUGUCUGUGUUGAAGGUCUCAAGAGCCUCGAGGCCAACAGGUGCGAGCUGGUUGUGUACGUAAUGGAGCGCGCUCCAACGGGACAAACACGACGGUUUCCCUCGAACGAAGUGGUGUCUUACCUGGAACAGGCAACCGUGAAGCCCCAGUUGACCAACAUGGGAGUGCACUCAGUAAUCUCCAAGGCAGCAGCCACCAAGGACUGGCUAAAGGCCUACCUUAGCAGCCCGCCCUGUGGCAUAGAUUCAUUGCUGUGGGAGCAGGCCAAGCUGGACAACCCAGACCCGGAGCGACUCAUCCCCGUGCCAAUGAUUGGCUUUGCUGAGCUCCGCCGUCGCUUCAAGCUUCAGGAGCACGAGAUCAAGCAACACCAGUGUCGGCUAGACGCAAUUGCUGAGGAUAUCUCUAAGCUCCAAAUUCAGCACUCCAAUAUGAUAGCGAAAAUCGAAGAGCACAAGAGGAAGCAACAGAAUCUGUACCACAGGAUACUCAAGGUCAUGGUUCACCACGAAGUCAGCCGCAAGAUGGGCUUCGCAAUACAGCCAGAAGAGGAGCAGCUGCGAACAAAGCUGGAGUCCAUCCUGGCUGAACUCAGCGCACCGACACAAUUCAGGGGCCGCCUGAAUGAGUUGAUGUCGCAGAUCAAGCUGCAGAACAACCAGAUGACAUUCACUGACACGACGAUACACUGCAGCCUUGAUCCCAAUUCGCUGAGUCAGCUCAAAGAGCACCUGCACAAUCAGCAGAAGGGCAUCUUUGAGUUGGUGAAAAUUAUCAAGGGCGAUCUCGAAGAACUGAAGGAAAUGGAAAGCAGUCUCCAAGGGACGGCUGCUCCAAGAAGAUAGCACAACGAACGAAUAGGGGAUAGCCAAGAUUCCGAAUUUCGAGACACUAUCGUGCCGUGUACUGCCACGGGAAAAAUAACAUCGCAGCCUGUGUAUCAGUUGGGCGAUGUAAUCCUUUCCGUGAUAUUGUGCUCUGCGGCAAAGCGUCAUGCCAGAAAGAUUCCCAAUACAAUUCUGCGAUAUAUCCCCUCUGGGUGUCAUGGUUUGCUGUGUAAAUUCUGAAGAUGAAGCUAAUAUUUUUUGUAGCAGCAGCAAUGUAAAUUGUAAAAUAAGGUAAAGUGGGCACCUGCUGCCUUGCAGUUGCCAAGCCGGCUGUCGUGCAUAAUUGUGCAGUAAACAUUUUUUCUCUUUUUCUUGUUCGCUGUUGUGUGUCAUUAAUACACAUGUUUGCUUCCACAUCUGUAUUGCUUUAAUCUCUCAGUGGGAAAUUUUUACAGCUGCACAAGUGGUGCAACUCUAAACUGACAAACUGGAUAAUGGAAGCUGCAUAGCACGGAGCAGGGGUGUCAAUCACAGCCAUCGUUGCAAUGUGCUAUGGGCUGUAAAACAGUGCUCAUUGUUGUUACUACUUGUGUGUUUUCUAGCAUGUCAUUACUGAAUAAUGUUGCCUUGAAAAUUGCCAGGUGUCCUUGUGUUGGUGACACACAAACUUGAAAGCUGCCCAGAUGUAAGAUUCUGCACAACAUUAUUUCAUGCAAUGAGUUGAGGUUGAGAGCAAAUUCUGGUGAUGUUCAGAAUGCCUAGAAUAAUUUUUAACAGCUUUUGUUUGAAGUGGGUUUUAAGCCGAAGGUGAUCUUUUGAAUAAUUUUGCAUUCAGUGGUUCAAAUAGUAUGUAUCGCAUAUAGAGAAAAGUGAAAAUUCUUGUCAGGGCUCACCCAACUUACACACUGUUUUUACAACUGAAAAGGCAUCUGCAAAUUUCACUUUUAAGAAGAGCAUCUUGAGCUUUACAGAAACUCUGUGGGCUGUGUACAAAAAUUACCAUCAUGAACAGGUAUGUGCCCUCCCUAUGCUCUCUUUCAUCACUCCCAGAACAUGUGCGCUUAUUAACUUGAUAAUGUUAAAGAGCUAAUUUUGCAGAAAUACUGCCGUUGUACAUUGUGAUUGAAAAAUCGAGAAUGAGGCAAAUAAAAGGAAUGAUAAA